Cordyceps militaris CM01 is the source of this 2328-nucleotide messenger RNA. Its product is annotated as amino acid transporter, putative. Lineage: Eukaryota; Fungi; Ascomycota; Sordariomycetes; Hypocreales; Cordycipitaceae. The transcript has 2 exons. The record is from RefSeq and is a predicted model, not a curated record. Gene Ontology annotation, molecular function: amino acid transmembrane transporter activity. Bases 1 to 2328 code for a protein of 775 amino acids. Gene Ontology annotation, biological process: amino acid transmembrane transport.
AUGGCGUCGCCUUCGAGAAACAAAAACGACUCGAACCUGCAGCUGCUCUCCUCGUCGCCCAUGUCGUUGCAGCCGCAAAUCUACUCCUCCUCGCUCCCGCGCGAUGAAGUCACCGCCCGCCUCGCCGCCCCCAUCCCCGCCGAGACGCCGCCCCUGAUCCGCAGCGGCUCGCCCAAACCCGGCGCCUUUGACAACAACGACGCCGGCAGCAUCGCUGGCGGCUCCUACAGCCAGGGGCCCGGCACCUCGGCCCUCGCCGCCGCCCUCGCCGACUCCCUCGGCCAGUCGCCGCUUCGACACGGCACGCCCCCCGUCCGCCUCGCCUCGCCGCGCCCGCUCUCGCCCUCCAACCUGCCCCUGCAGGCCGCCACGCCCACAAACUACGGCUCCUUUGACUCGAGGCGCAUGUACAUGGGCGGUGGUAGUAGUGUCGGCGGCCUGGCCAGCACAGCCCCGUACGAGGACGCCGAGAUUGUCAAGCGUCACUUGGUGCAGCCCAGCGAGGCCGAGACCGGCGGCGGCCCCUCGGAGGCAUCAUCCGUCCACGGCACCGUCAAGGGCAAGCAGCCCGAGCAGGCCGCCGUCGGCACCGCCGGCGGCCUCAACGCCGACGAGUUCUCCAGCCUGCGCCUCCAGGGCGGCGACGUCACGCGCGGCAUCUACAAGUGGACCGAGCAGGCCGAGGCUAAGAGCCGCCUGCAUCGCAGCCAGAGCUUCGACCACGCCCGACCCGAGCCCGAGAACGAGGUCGAGGACAUCAACACUAUCAAAGUCCCGGGCGGAUUCCGCCGCGACCACUUGCGCCGCAACGCCAAGAGCCCCUCAGGCAACGCCUCCGAGGCGGAGCACGGCGUGCCCUCCCCGGGCGGGCCUUCGGCCAACGACCGCCUCUUCACCUCGAGCUUUCUCGAGUUCCUGUCCAUCUACGGCCACUUUGCGGGCGAGGAGCUGGAGGAGGACGACGAGGCGCUUGGCCCCGACGAGUACUUUGGCGACGACGACCAUGAAGACGAUGCCGACAACGAGCGCGAGCCCAUGGAGGACAGCGCGCUGCUGCCCCCGCACAAGCGCAAGCGCAGACGCAAGGUGCGUGGCGGCAGCGGCCAAAACAGCCCCAUGAACGCCGCCCUGCUGCUGCUCAAGUCGUUUGUCGGCACCGGCGUCCUCUUCCUGCCCAGGGCCUACCUCAGCGGCGGCAUGCUGUUUAGCAACCUCGUACUACUCGGCGUCGCGCUCCUGAGCUACUACUGCUUCGUCCUGCUCGUCUCGACGCGCCUCAAGAUUGAAGGCUCCUUUGGCGACAUGGGCGGCAUCCUGUACGGCAAGUGGCUGCGCGGCGUCAUCCUCUUUUCCAUUGUCCUCAGCCAGAUUGGCUUCGUCGCCGCCUACAUUGUCUUUACCUCGGAGAACCUGCAGGCCUUUAUCAAAGCCGUCUCGGACUGCAAGACGUCCAUUAGCAUCCCGUACCUGAUCCUGAUGCAAAUGGUCAUCUUCCUGCCCUUUUCCCUGCUCCGCGACAUUGGCAAGCUUGGCUUCACCGCGCUCGUCGCCGACGCUUUUAUCCUCAUCGGCCUCGGCUACCUGUUCUACUACGACGUACUGACCCUCGCCACCGACGGCCUCGCCGACAUCAUCAUGUUCAACAAGCGCGACUGGACCCUCUUCAUCGGCACCGCCAUCUUCACGUUUGAGGGCAUCGGCCUCAUCAUCCCCAUCCAGGAGUCGAUGAAGCACCCUGCCAAGUUUCCGCGCGUCCUCUUCCUCGUCAUGAUCAUCAUCACCGUCCUCUUCACCACCAUGGGUGCCUUUUCCUACGCCGCCUACGGCUCCAAGACGGAGACGGUCGUCCUCCUCAACUUGCCCCAGGACAACAAGCUCGUCAACACGGUCCAGCUGCUAUACUCCGUCGCCAUCCUGCUCUCCACACCCCUGCAGAUUUUCCCCGCCAUCCGCAUCGUCGAGACGGAGCUGUUUACGCGUAGUGGCAAGUACAACCCCUACAUCAAGUGGCAGAAGAAUGUGUUUCGCUUCUUCGUCGUCAUGCUCUGCGCUGGCAUUGCCUGGGGUGGUGCCGACAACCUCGACAAGUUUGUCGCCCUGGUCGGCAACUUUGCCUGCAUCCCUCUCGUCUUCAUCUAUCCGCCGCUCCUCCACUACAGAGCCGUCGCGAGAAGCCGCCUGUGGAAGUAUUCGGACAUUGUCCUCUGCAUCUUUGGCUUCUUCGCCAUGACGUAUACCACCUCGCUCACCGUCAUGAGCUGGGCCAACUCGCAGCCCAAGGCGCCCGGUUACUGCGAGCGACGCGGCCUCGGAGUCGACGCGUGGUAA